Molecule: messenger RNA, 866 nt
Organism: Tilletiopsis washingtonensis
Lineage: Eukaryota; Fungi; Basidiomycota; Exobasidiomycetes; Entylomatales
Exons: 1
Coding region: 208-705 (165 amino acids)
Source: RefSeq, a predicted model, not a curated record
CGCAGCGGUGGAAGAAAGGCGGCGUGGCGGAGAGGUGGCGGGUGCGCCGCGAGUGAGAGAGCAGGAGCUGCACCCGAGGAGAGGCGAUGCGUGCAAGCGAGUGUGAGGCGUGUGCGGUGGUGACGGUGCGAGAGAUGGUGGUGGUGGGACGCAGGCAGUGGAGGCCGGCGCUGCACGGGUGAAAGAGUGCCGAGCGAGCGUGCUGGAAUGCGCCGGUGCUGCUUUGUGGGCGGCGGGCGGCGCAAGCGCACGGCGCAAGAGUUUCGCGCGGGCGGCCGGCCGCCGGCGGCGCAGCGCGCGGAUCAAGGGUGCCUGCCCCAGCUCCGCCGCCGCGCGGCCCGACCGGCCGCCGCUGCACGUCUCCGCUGCUUGCGCCACACCCUCGUCGCCGUUGCUUUGUCCUUCCGCGAGGCAGCCACGGAGCACGAGGCGAUGCUGAUGGCCCAGCCUGCCCCACUUGGCCGUUCUCCUCCCGCACGAGCAAGAGCGUCCGGGGAGCAGCGCCGCACUGAGGCGAGAGGGCGCCGUGCGCCAAACUUUGGCAUGCGCGGCGCUCGCCUCGCUUCGGCGCUGUCCGGCCGCGCUGCGCCGAGAGCGCGGGAGGUCUGGCAGGCGUGGCGGUGCUGCCGCCGCUCAGCCUCCACCGCCUCCCAAGCCGCUGCGAAGCAAGAUGUGCAUCUCAAAAUGUGGAGUGCGCUGCGCUGAGCACGGAGAGCUGCCUGCUUGAGGUGCUGGCCCGGCACAGCGGCGGACGCGGGAGGAAGCGCAGCCAAGGCUGUGCGCACGCGCGCGCGACAGCGGACGAGGCUGUGCCACGCUCCGUGCGAAUCCGCCAGCGCGCACAGACGCAGCACGGGCGCGCCUUC